AUGAUUGAUAAUUACAAUGAAAAAGUAUCUAGCGAAAAUGGAGAUAUUUCUGAUUUAGAUCCACAUGAAAUUAUCAACAGGAAUGAUGUUUCUUCGAAUAAUGCACAAAAACUCAAGAAAUCUAGAUUCUUUCAAAAGUUUCGUAAUACCGGAGAAGAAGAAGAAGUAGUAGCAGCAGCAGCAGCAAAACCUAAUGAAUCUGUAAGCUUACUUAGUUUGUUUCGAUAUGCCACAAAACUCGAUUUAAUCUUAAUGCUCUUUGGUACUGCAUCAGGUCUAGCCAAUGGAGUUAUUUUACCAAUCAUGAUUAUUGUAUUCGGAAGUGUUCUAAGUACAUUUACCAAACGAGCGACGGACGCAUGUUCAUUCAAUUAUACGGCGCUUGCGAUUCAAAGCUGCCCAGAAAAUUAUACAUUAUCAGCUUCGAAUUAUUUCUCAUCAAUGGCUAUUUGCAAAUUUAAUGAUUCAUUCGAUCUUCAAGGCCAAGUAACUAAGCAAACAUUGUAUUUAGCCGGCAUUGGUUGUGCUAGUAUUGUGCUCAGUUAUUUUCAAGUCGUAUGUUGGAGUUUUACAGCAGAACGACAAACAAGGGCAAUAAGACAAAAAUUAUUUCAAUCAAUUCUUCGAAAGGAAAUCGUUUAUUUUGAUUUUCAUAAAACUGGUGAACUGAAUACAAAAUUAACAGAUGAUGUAGAUAAAAUUCAUGAUGGAAUCGGUGAUAAACUUGGUGCGACGGCACAAUUUAUAGCUUCAUUUUUGACUGGAUUCACUCUUGGUUUUGUUUAUGGAUGGAAAUUAGCAUUGGUUAUAUUAUCUAUAGCGCCACUACUAUUUAUCUCAGCUGCUCUCUUUGCCAGACUUGCUUCCGGUUUGACAGCAAUGGAAUUAAAAGCUUAUGGUAGAGCAGGAGCAAUUGCCGAAGAAGUAUUUAGUUCAAUACGAACCGUUCUAUCGUAUGGUGGACAAGAACGAGAAGAGAAAAGAUACGAAAAACAUCUCGAGGACGCUAAAAAGAAUGGUAUAAAGAAAGGUGCCAUCAAUGGCAUUACGAUCGGUACAGUAUGGUUUUUGAUCUAUGGUGCAUAUGCGUUAGCAUUUUGGUAUGGAGCCAAAUUAAUUCGAGAAGAUAACUACAAUGUUGGUGAUGUUUUUAUUGUAUUUUUUUCAAUUAUCAUUGCUGUUUUCAAUUUGGGUCAAGCUAGUCCACAUAUUCAAGCGUUAGGUCAAGCUCGAGCUGCUGCUUACUUAGUAUGGGAGGUUAUUGAUGCACCAUGCAAAAUCAUCAGUGAUUCAGAAACAGGUGUGACAAAAGAUGAUCUUGCUGGUGAUAUUCGCUUUUCGGAUGUUCAUUUUUCUUAUCCAUCACGAUCAACAGUUAAAAUUCUAAAUGGCAUUUCAUUUGAUAUUAAACGUGGUCAAACAAUUGCGCUUGUUGGAUCAUCUGGUUCAGGAAAAUCAACAUGCGUACAAUUAUUGCAACGAUUCUAUGAUUCUGACGCAGGCUCAGUUUUUAUUGAUGAUCAGCGAGUCGAUGAGUAUAAUUUAAAAUGGUUAAGAGAACAUAUUGGUGUUGUUAGUCAAGAACCAAUUUUAUUUCAAGCAACUAUUCGAGAAAAUAUUCUAUUUGGAAGAGAUACAGCAACUGAUGCAGAAAUUCAUGAAGCAGCAAAAAUGGCGAAUGCACAUAAUUUCAUUAUGGAGCUACCUGAUAAAUAUGAAACUCGAGUCGGCGAUCGUGGAGCUACACUCUCCGGUGGACAAAAACAAAGAAUUGCCAUUGCUCGAGCCUUGAUUCGAGAUCCAAAAAUUUUACUUCUAGAUGAAGCGACGAGUGCACUUGAUAAUGAAAGUGAAAAAAUAGUUCAAGCAGCAUUGGAUCGUGCUGCUCAAGGUCGUACCACAUUAGUGAUUGCGCAUCGUCUAUCGACAAUUCGUAAUGCUCAUAAAAUUGUUGUCUUGCACAAGGGUGAAGUUGUUGAAGAAGGUGAUCAUGAAUCAUUGAUGGAGUUGCGUGGAACUUAUCAUACUCUUAUUGAACAACAGCAUUUACGUCAAAUUGAAGAAGAAGAAAAGUUAUCUUUUGAACGCAAACAAUCUUUGGCAGUUGAUCCAAUUGAAGAAAAUCAAUUAGAUUUCUUACGAAAACGUGCUGCAACUAUUAUUAGUAUGACUCCAUCAGCCAAGGCUGAAUUGUUUGACAAAACACGAAUUUCAACAACCGAUGGCAAUGUAGUAAGAGAAGAGAAUACUGACGAGAAGAAGAAAAAGGAAAAAAAACCUAGUAUUACAUUCCAAAUGUUCUUAAUGAAUAGACCAGAAUGGUUAUAUAUAGCGAUUGGCUGUGUCUCAUGUCUAUGCAAUGGUGGUAUUCAACCAGCAUUUGGUGUUGUUUUAAGCAAGCUCACGGCGGUCUUUCAAGAAUGUAAUCCUAAAGUUCAAGAAGAUCGAGUUAUGCUCUAUGUACUUUUGUUUAUUGGUUUUGGUUUUCUUAUGUUAGCUACGCUAUUUCUUCAGGGCUUUUUAUUUGCUUGUUCAGGAGAAGCUCUAACAAAAAGAUUACGAUCUAAAACAUUUCAUAGUAUUCUACGUCAAGAAAUCGCUUAUUUUGAUGAUCCAAAUAACAAUACAGGAGCAUUAUGUACACGUUUAGCAACUGAAGCAUCUGCUGUACAAGGAGCGACUGGUGUUCGUCUUGGUUUAACAAUACAAAAUUUAGCUGCGCUUGGUACUGGUAUUAUAAUUAGUUUUAUUUUCUCUUGGCAAUUGACAUUGCUUAUACUCGGCUUUGUUCCAUUGAUGGUUAUCGGAGGUUUUUUACAAAGUCGUUUGAUGACUGGAUUUGCUAGUAAAGAUAAAAAAGCAUUCGAAAAUGCUGGAAAGGUAACAGUAGAAUCUAUACAAAAUAUUCGAACAGUCGUACAAUUAACUAAAGAAGAUUAUUUUUACGAAGAAUACUGUUCACUUCUUCAAGUUCCUUAUCGAUCAUCUAUAAAACGAGCAAAUCUCUUUGGUAUAUUCUUUUCAAUAACCAAUUCAGUCAUGUUCUUUAGCCUAGCGGCACUAUUUCGAUUAGGUGCUUAUCUUGUGAAUCAACAACAAAUCACAUUUCAAGACCUUUUAUUGUGUUUUAAUUGUAUUGUAUUUGGUGCACAAAGCGUUGGACAAACAGCAUCUCUUGCUCCAGAUUAUAGAAAAGCUGUUGAUUCGGCUGAGAAGAUUGUCGAACUAUUCAAUCGACAACCAACUAUUGAUAAUAGUUCACGUGAUGGUGAUGAAAUAUCUAACUUUGGUGGAGGAUUAGAAUUUGUUAAUGUCAAUUUCAUCUAUCCAAAUAGACCUGAAUCUAUUGUUCUGAAAAAUUUCAAACUCAAGAUUUCACCUGGACAACGCAUUGCACUCGUCGGUACAUCUGGCUGUGGAAAGUCAACAACUAUUCAGCUGAUCGAACGUUUCUACGAUCCAACUAUUGGUCAAUUGUUAAUCGAUUCCAAAGAUAUUCGAAGUCUCAAUCUUCAAUGGUAUCGAUCACAAAUUGGCAUUGUUUCACAAGAACCAGUUUUAUUUGACAUGUCAAUAAAAGAAAAUAUUGCCUAUGGCGAUAAUAGUCGAGAUGAUAUUCCAAUGGAAGAAAUCAUUGCAGCAGCUCAAAAUGCGAAUAUACAUGAUUUUAUUCAAACACUUCCAGAUGGAUAUGAAACUAAUUGUGGUGCAAAAGGAGCUCAAUUAUCAGGUGGACAAAAACAAAGAAUUGCUAUUGCUAGAGCAUUAGUUCGAAAUCCAAAAAUAUUGUUAUUUGAUGAAGCAACAAGUGCACUGGAUAGUGAAAAUGAGAAGAUAGUUCAAGAAGCAUUAGAUCUUGCUCAACAAAAUCGAACUUCAAUUACAAUAGCACAUCGUUUAUCAACAAUUCAAAAUGCAGAUAUAAUUUGUGUUUUACAUAAUGGAGUCAUAGUUGAAAGUGGAACUCAUGAAGAAUUAAUUGCUUUACAAGGUCGUUACUAUCAUUUAGCGAUUGGAAAACUUAAAUAA
Rotaria socialis is the source of this 4029-nucleotide messenger RNA. The record is from the annotation of a GenBank genome assembly. Lineage: Eukaryota; Metazoa; Rotifera; Eurotatoria; Philodinida; Philodinidae.